CUUGCAGAGAGGGUUCCCACAGCGGGACGGUCUCUGGCUGUGGGUGUGGUGUGAAAGCCUGCCGUCACUGUGGUUGCGUCCCCAUUUCCCAGGGCUGGGGGGGAUCAGAUCAGGUUGCACUCUUUUCCCACAACUUGAAUGCCCCUUUGGAAAGAAUAGGAAAUGCAAUACUGUGUGCGUCCCCAGGGGAGCGCAGGUGUAAUUAGCAGGUUGCAUUGCAGGACAUUAACUUCCUGUUAGACCUAACGUGAUUUUUCACAUGAAGGCAAAUGACCCGAAACACGUCUCAUGUUUAUGCGCUGUACAAUAUCUUUAGAUUAUGUGAAACAAAAAACAAUAAUAAAUCACAUGACAGUUGAAGUAAGAGCGCAGUGAAUCGACACUGGUAAACGGUGAAAUGUGGAGGGGUUGGACUGAGGAGGUGAAGGUCCGGGGAGGGCCUGUGGGGGAAUGACGAGGUCGCUGUUCGCCGUUCAGAAUACACCAUCACCAUGUACGACAUCAAGAACAGGGAGCUGCGCUGGAACGCCACCUACUCGGACUACGCCUCCACCCUGCACGACGAGGACGACGGCGGCAGCAAAUACACAGAGGCGGCCCACUUCGUGUCCAACGGCGACGGGCUGGUGGUGACGGUGGACUCCGAGUCGGGGGACGUGCGGUGGGUGCAGAACUACGACUCGCCCGUGGUGGCCAUGUACAUCUGGCAGCGGGACGGCCUGCGCAAGGUGCCGCACACCAACGUCGCCGUGGAGACGCUGCGCUACCUCACCUUCAUGUCCGGGGAGGUGGGCCGCAUCACGCAGUGGAAGUACCCCUUCCCCAAGGAGAAGCCCAAGAACAAGCUGAUGUCUACCCUGUACGUGGGGAAGUACUCCACCAGUCUGUACGCGUCGCCGUCCUUGGUGCACGACGGCGUCACCGUUGUGCCCCGCGGCAGCACCUUCCCCCUGCUGGAGGGGCCCGGCAGCCAGGGGCCCGCCGGCGGGGAGGACAAGGAGUGCGUCAUCACCCCCAGCACCGACGUCAAGUUCUCCACCGCCCUGAAGGAGCGCAACCGCGUCAACUUCAUGAGGAACUACCUGCUGCUGAUCGGGCACCACGAGACGCCCCCAAACGCUCACCACAAACUCCUGGAGCGGUUCCCGGACAGCAUACCCCGGCAGCAGGGCAACGUCAUCCCCCCCAGCGCGGACAAGCCCAUGGAAGAGCAGAAGGUGAAUGACAGUGACAUGGAGGACAGCACCGCGAGGCCCCCGGUCACGUCUGUGCAGGAGAAGGGGGGCAGGCCGGCGCGCGUGGAGGCCCCGGUGGACUCCAUGCUCAAGGACAUGGCCACCAUCAUCUUCUGCACCUUCCUCCUGGCUGGAUGGGUGGCCUUCGUCAUCGCAUAUCCCAAGAGCGUGCACCGGCAGCAGCAGCUGCAGCACCAGGAGUUCCAGCGGCAGAUGGAGGAGAAGCUGGAGCUCCUGCAGAGGCAGCAGCUGGUCUUCCAGCCGCCCGCCGACCUGCCGCCGGACGCCGACUUCCUGCUGGACGUGGCGCGGGCGCGGGCCGAGAGCUCCAACAACAGCAGCCCCAGCCUCACCCCGCGCGCCUCCAACCACUCCGACCUGUCCGCGCCCGAGCCGGGCGGCGCCGGCGCCGAGCAGGACGACGGAGCAGACGAGGAGUCCAGUGUUGUCAGGGUUGGAAACAUUUCCUUCAGUCCGAAAAACGUGCUGGGUCACGGAGCAGAGGGAACCAUCGUGUACAAGGGCCAGUUUGACAACCGUCCCGUGGCGGUGAAGCGAAUCCUCCCAGAGUGCUUCAGCUUCGCCGACCGCGAGGUGCAGCUGCUGCGCGAGUCGGACGAGCACCCCAACGUCAUCCGCUACUUCUGCACCGAGAAGGACCGGCAGUUCCAGUACAUCGCCAUCGAGCUGUGCGCCGCCACGCUGCAGGAGUACGUGGAGCAGCCUGGCUUCCAGCGUCACGGCCUGCAGCCGGUGGACCUGCUGCAGCAGACCAUGUCCGGGCUGGCUCACCUGCAUUCGCUGAGCAUCGUGCACCGGGACCUGAAGCCACACAACAUCCUGGUGUCGGUGCCCAACGCGCACGGGCGCGUGCGGGCCAUGAUCUCGGACUUCGGCCUGUGUAAGAAGCUGGCGGUGGGCCGGCACAGCUUCAGCCGCAGGUCCGGCGUUCCCGGCACCGAGGGCUGGAUCGCCCCGGAGGUCCUGAGCGAGGACUGCAAGGACAACCCCACGUGCGCUGUGGACAUCUUCUCUGCGGGCUGCGUGUUUUACUACGUGGUGUCGCAAGGCCGCCACCCCUUCGGCAAGUCCCUGCAGCGGCAGGCCAACAUCCUCCUGGGCGCCUACAGCCUGGAGCACCUUCAGACAGACAGACACGAAGGCAUCGUGGCCACAGACCUGAUUCUGCAGAUGCUGAGCAUGGAGCCCCAGAAGAGGCCGUCUGCAGAGAGCGUGCUCAAGCACCCCUUUUUCUGGGGCCUGGAGAAGCAGCUGCAGUUCUUCCAGGACGUGAGCGACCGGAUAGAGAAGGAGCCGCUGGACGGACCAAUCAUCCGACAGCUGGAGAGAGGGGGGCGGGCGGUGGUGCAGGGGGACUGGAGGGAGAACAUCACCGUCCCCUUACAGACAGAUCUGCGCAAGUUCCGUUCGUAUAAAGGCGGAUCGGUCCGAGACCUGCUCCGAGCCAUGAGGAAUAAGAAGCACCACUACCGGGAGCUGCCGGCCGCCGUGCAGGAGACGCUGGGCUCCAUCCCCGACGGCUUCGUGUGCUACUUCACCUCCCGCUUCCCGCACCUGCUGCAGCACACCUACCGGGCCAUGCACGCCUGCGCUCACGAGCGGCUCUUCCUGCCUUACUACCACUACAGAGGGACCCCCGUGCAAACCCCGCCCCCGCCCGUACAAACCCCGCCCCCUCCUGCACAAACCCCGCCCCCUCCUGCACAGACCCCGCCCCCUCCUGUACAAACCCCGCCCCAUCCCGCACAAACCCUGCCCCCUCCUACACAUGCCCCAGCCCCUUCCGCACAGCCCCCGCCUCCUUCUGCACAAACCCUGCCCCCUCCUGCACAAAUCCCACCCCCUCCCACACAAACCCUGCCCCCUUCCACACAAAACUCGCCCCUCCUGCACAAACCGUGCUCCUACCUGCUCCUGCACAAACCCUGCCCCCUCCUGCAGAGCCCCCGCCCCCUUCUGUACAAACCACGCCCCCUCCUACACAAAUCCAGCCUCCACCCACACAAACCCCGCCCCCUCCUACACAAAGCCAGCCUCCACCCACACAAACCACACCCCCUCCUACACAAAGCCAGCCUCCACCCACACAAACCACACCCCCUCCUACACAAAUCCAGCCUCCACCCACACAAACCCCACCCCUCCUACACAAAUCCCGCCUCCACCCACACAAAUCCCGCCCCCUCCUACGCAAAGCCAGCCUCCCCACACACAAACCCAUUCCCCCCCACCAGAUCCCGCGCAGCUCAAACUGCCAGAGGAGCCCCCGCACAUGGACUCCGUGUGAGAGACGGACAUGUUUGUGUGUGGGGGGGCGGGGGGGUGUUGGUUGGGCUUGGCUUUGCAACUUCUAUGCCUUAAGAGGUGAACACAUUCCAGGGCUGGCCGUCCUCCACCGUGCUGGUGAGAGAAGAGCCUGCAGUGCUCGGACCUCACCACCGGAGGGCGCCUCACCCUUCCCAAGUGCCUUUGCUGCGUGCUAAACGGCUCUCCGUGGAGCCGGAGAAACGACCCUCAGGCCCAGAGCGGUUGAAGCGGUCUGUCUGUGCGGGGGGGGCCCCGUGCUUUCAGUGCCUCUCACAUGGGACUGUGCGUACGUCUCAUAUUUCAAACGUUUCGUAUUUUUUGGCUAACUCACUGUAAACCCACUCACCUGCCCCCCCCCCCAAAAGAAAUUGUGGUGGCGCCCGGGGUGUCCUACACUUCGCUUCUGCAAACAGCCGCAGCCGUUCUGCGCAGUUUUAAGUGUUUCUCUCGGUGAAGCCGUGGAGUGUUCUGGGCGUGCCGUAGCGUUUGAUUCUGAUUUAAAAGGAUCAUCAGCUGUGGCCGGAGUUCCUUAUACCCCCCGGCUACACUGCUUUUGCAUCCACCUACAGAAACUCCAGUGGCAGUCCUUACCCGUCCGCAUGGACAAUAACUUUGAACCGGCCUUCAACCGGAGGCAUUUUAUGGUACAGGGAGUGUUUGUGAAAGGUUUAAAUUCCAAAGGUUGCUAAUUUAUUAUUGGGUAACUGUUGUUUUGUUAGUUUUUUUUUUUUCUUUUCUUUUGUUUCUGUUUUUUUAGAUUUUGGGCAGAUUUAAUGAUCCUCCCUCCCGUGAGGUUUUAUCAGUUGUCUAUACAGCUCGUGUGUGGCACCAUGUGACAUGGCUUCGGGAGAUUCAACAUCACGGUUGAUAAUCAUAAAAGCACAGUUUAUUAGUGCAAACUGAUGGCAGGCUUCCGGGCUUGUAGUGUUUAAAGGCACGUAUCUACUGCUGCUAUGAGGCAAGUGCAUAAUGAAGUGCCACAUCUUCGCCUCAGUAGGUAAAUAGUAGGUUAAAAUUAUAUUUAAAGGGAUUUACAGUAUAUAAAAUUUAAGUAUACAAUGAACAUCUUUGCUGUAAGCUGUGCUUGUAGCAAACGGAUAGACCUCACUGUGAAAUACAUGUGCAGGGGUAUUCUGCUGAAAUAUAGAGUAUGAAAAAAACGUGAAUAUGAAAGUGUGUGAAUAUGAAAGAAUAUGAAUAUGAAAUUUAAGUGUGAAGUGUACUGCUUUGUGUGUUUGUUUGAUUCUGCCCCAUACAAGAAAGAUAUCAUGUCUGAUGGUGUUUUAAAACAUUAUGCCAAACGUGUAUUAUCUCUUGGCUGUUUUUUGACCUUUCCAACGUUUUUUUUCUUAAAUCUGUAUAGUAAUGGCCUUGUUUUAUGUCAAAACUGUAAUUAUCUCUGGGGCCAGGGUGUGCUGUUUGUUUUUCAUUCCCAGUCUGCAGGUCACCAUAACGACGAAGGUGUAUUAAUGUAUUGAUGUGUCGUUUUCACACCCAGGAUUCACACUGCCAUCCAGAAAGGAAAUACUUGAACAUGAUACUUCAGGAAGAAUUUUACUCCUUUUUGGUGUCUGCUAUUAGAAGCAGUUUUCCACUGAAUGGUUUUAUUCAAUGAAACGCAAAGAAAAAAAAUUGAGUUGGAUAGCGGACGGGGUGGUGGGGGGGGGGGGGGGAUUGGGGGUGCAUUAACAAAUCACGGUAUAGCAUCUAAUGUAUAUUUUGUAUUAAAGAGGAAGAGAUUUUCAAAUGUCUUUUUUGCUAAUUAUUUUGUAAUGGAUUUCAUUUUUUCAAUUUUGCUUUUCAAAUGGUAUUAGAAGCUCUCAGAUGUUUUUAGCGGUGUUAUUUUUUUCCCUCUCACAUCUUUGCUUACUUUUUUACGCUCCCCGAAAUAUAACAUGCAAACUGCUGAGAUCCAAAAUAAAUGAGCAAACUCUUUGUUUAAAUCCAUGUGUUUUCAAACUUCUUUUAAUUAAAAUUUUAUAGGAUGAUGAUAUUUGUUGUGCUUGUACAAUUGCUAACCUUACAUGUUUUGUGUGACGUAGUUCGACAAUCUAGGUACCGAGGUGUAGCUAUCAAUACUGAUUGGAUAUUGGAUAUUCUUUCUCAGGAUCACAGGAUCAACCUCAGGAUCGCGUGUUACAAGCAGGAUUUUGGUGAUACUCAGCUUCUGCGGUAGCCUAGCUGUGAAACAGACCACAACAACGUAAUGACGUAGGCCACAGUAGCUGCACUGCAUACGCAUACUGCAGAAAUUUAAAGGCAUUUAAAAUGCAACAUCUGGUGAAACAGAUUUAUUUCCAUAGCCGUGCACCAUCCACUGAUCGGACCCAGACAUCAAUUGCAUUUUUUUCAAAAAGGACAUCGAAGAUAGCUAUCGCAAACCAGGGUGUGUCUUCUGUUCUGACACUUACUAAAGUCUGGUUCAAAUCGGGACGUGCUGCAACCACCCGCGGGCUCUGGUCGGGUUUGGGUCGAAAAGGGCGGAACUUUGUGUCUCAGGAAAUCGAAACUUACGGAACACUAUAAUUCAUAAGCUGGACAGUCUUGACAAAUCAUAAUUGGAGGAACGAGGUUGCUAGAUGUAUUUUCUUUAGGCUAUAUUUCUGAUUUUGUAGUAGCAUACUGGACCACAAACAUUUCUAUCAUGAAGUCGCGACGCUAGAAGAAAUCUCUG
Messenger RNA from Anguilla rostrata (American eel), 6237 nucleotides. Its product is annotated as serine/threonine-protein kinase/endoribonuclease IRE1-like. The transcript is spliced from 16 exons. Bases 492 to 3617 code for a protein of 1041 amino acids. Gene Ontology annotation, molecular function: RNA endonuclease activity; ATP binding; protein serine/threonine kinase activity. Gene Ontology annotation, biological process: mRNA processing; protein phosphorylation; IRE1-mediated unfolded protein response. Gene Ontology annotation, cellular component: IRE1-TRAF2-ASK1 complex. The record is from RefSeq and is a predicted model, not a curated record. Lineage: Eukaryota; Metazoa; Chordata; Actinopteri; Anguilliformes; Anguillidae.